This is a messenger RNA of Notechis scutatus (mainland tiger snake), 1815 nucleotides long. Its product is annotated as general transcription factor II-I repeat domain-containing protein 2B. The record is from RefSeq and is a predicted model, not a curated record. Lineage: Eukaryota; Metazoa; Chordata; Lepidosauria; Squamata; Elapidae. Gene Ontology annotation, biological process: positive regulation of glycogen biosynthetic process.
AUGUCCAGGAAGAAGAAAGUUGAUGCAGAUGGAAAGAUGUUUCAAGAAAGAUGGGAAGGUGAAUACAUGUUUGUGCUUCAAGGAGAGAAACCGGUAUGUCUUUUAUGUUACGAAGCAUUAUCAGUUGUCAAAGAGUACAAUCUACGUUGGUAUUUUGAAACCAAACACAGAGCUAAGUAUGCCAAAGUUAGCCUUUCAGAAAAACGACAGAUUGUUGAAGAAUUAAAAAGCAAACUACAAUUGCAGCAGAAUGUGUUCACGAAAGCCACAACCAAAAACACUGUGGCAGUGAAAGCUAGCUUCAUCAUUGCAGAAGAAAUCGCCCGAGCUUCAAAGUGUUUUUCAGAGGUGUUUUUGAAGCAGUGCAUGCUGAAGGUCUGUGAGCAGGUGUGCCCCGACCAGAUACAGACUUUUAAAAAUGUCAGUUUAUCAAGGAACACCAUUGUGGACCGAGUUACAGAACUAGCAGGAAACCUGUCAACGCAGCUGGCCCAAGAGACACGUAGCUACAUAACUUUUUCAUUAGCUCUUGAUGAAAGCACAGACAACAUGGAUACAGCGCAUCUAUCCAUUUUUAUUUGAGGCAUGAAGUCAGACCUCUCUGUCACUGAGGAGCUGUUGGAUGUAGCUGCCAUGCAUGAGACCACAACGGGACAGGACAUUUUUGAUAUGGUGGAGAAGUCCAUGAGUAAAAAUGCAUUGCCUUGGGAAAAGUUGGUGGGAUUAACUACAGACGGUACACGUGCAAUGUGUGGAGGAAAAGCGGGCUUGGUUGGACUAAUAAAAGACAAAAUGCUGAAAAGUAAUUGUCAGACGCCUCUGGUAACGUAUCAUUGCAUCAUUCAUCCAGAAACGUGUGGGAAGGUACUGGGGAUGGAUCAUGUAGUGACCACAGUCAUGAAAACUGUGAACUUUAUUCGAGCGCGGGGCCUGAAUCAUCGUCAGUUCCAGCUGUUCUUGCAGGAGAUGGGCUCAGAGCAUGGAGACGUGCCAUACCAUACAGAAGUAUGGUGGCUGAGUAGGAGUAAAGUCCUCAAACGAUUUUUUGAACUUAGGGAAGAUAUUGCUCUUUUCAUGCUAAGUAAAGGAAAAUUCGUGUCUGAACUGUCAGAUCCCAACUGGCUGUGGGACUUUGCUAUGUUAUGUGACAUAACCGAGCAUCUCGCCCAACUGAAUCAGAAGCUGCAGGGACGUAGACAAGUCAUUACGCAGAUGUCCGACAUGAUCACGGCUUUCCAGUGUAAACUUGAUCUGUGGAUGUGCCAAGUCAAACAGGACAAUCUUGCUCACUUUCCUGUUUGUCAAAGCAUUUCAGCCUCAUUUCCCGGUGUUUUUUUAUGUGCUCAGUUGGCUACCAAAGUGAGCCGAUUAACAAAUGAGUUUGAUCGGCGCUUCUCUGACUUUAAAGCGCAGCACUCAGACUUCGCCAUCUUUGCCGAUCCUUUCACCACCGACGUCUGCCCUGCACCCCAGCACCUUCAGAUGGAGUUAAUCGAGCUUCAAAGCAAUCGUAGCCUGAAAGCAAAGUUCAAGGAUGUUGCGAUCCAGGACUUUUACCAUAAAAUGCCCCCUGGUUCAAUGCCACAGCUUCGACGUCAUGCAGCCUGUGUUCUGUCUAUGUUUGGGAGCACCUAUCUGUGCGAACAGAUGUUUUCAAUAAUGAAUCUAAACAAAAACAAGCAUAGAUCAUGUAUCACUGAUGAGAACCUCCACACUGUUCUACGGAUUGCUUCAGCACAAGACUUAAAACCAGACAUUGACACACUGGCUACGGAAAAACGGUGUCAAAGAUCCAGCCAGAAAAUGCAUAAGUAA